CAGAAGUAACCGUCUUCCGGUAGAGAGGUUGCCUAGUUUUUGGCUCUUGAGAAGGCGCGCAGUUUGUUUAUUGAUUUGGUGGUCUGAAAAUAAAGCUGUGGAUAAAGACCCAACUCAGGUACAGAGCGGACAUGCAUGCUUUGGAACGGAGACUUGUGGUCUCGCUGCGUCUCUUUUUGCUCAUCGGCUGUUCGAUCAUUUCGCGAGGAAAUUGUUAUGCGACGACUGUUCCUCCAACGCCGCCCAAGUCCUGCGGCUCCUUCUCCACCUGCGAGACGUGCUUGCAGAACGUGUCGUGCUUGUGGUGCAACACCAACAACACAUGCCUGGACUACCCUGUGAGACACUUGCUCCCCCCGUCGUCCGUGUGCCAGCUGUCGCAGGCGCGCUGGGGGGUGUGCUGGGUGAAUUUUGAAGCGCUCAUAAUUGCCAUGGCUGUUGUCGGGGGAACCAUCCUGCUGAGCAUCAUAGUCUGCUGCUGCUGCUGCUGCUGCAAACGGAGCCAAUCGGGGCUUGACAGAGAGGAGGAGCGGUACGCCCAGCGGCGCGAGGAGAUCCGAAAACGCUCUGAGAACAGGAAGGCGGAAAGGAAGGCAAGACAUGAUGAAAUCCGUAAGAAGUACGGCCUCAUUCCCGACUCGGACCACCCGUACAGCAAGUUCGAGAAUGACUAAAGGGACGUCCCCCAGGUUUGUCCCUCUGCAGAACCACGUGUCCAGAUGCCCUCCUUGACCUGCGGAUGCUCUUUGUGUGUGUGUGUGUGUGUGUGAGAGAGAGAAACGUGUUACUGCUGAAGCACAGCCGUACUCCUCUAAAAUCCUGCUCUGUGUUGUGUGCUAAGAUGCGGUGUGUGAAUGAUGCGAGCGCUCGUCUCACUGCGUCGCCUCGGUCCCCUUUCUGUCUCCAAGGAACCACAAGCUGGGGAAGAAAAAUAAACUCGCUGUUUAGUCAAACAUUUCUAAAAUUGUACUUCUUUAAGAGCUGUUAAUUUCUACUUCGUUACUGUCACGUUGCCUUGUUUGGAGUGAACAUUUAAAUUGGAGAUACAUUUUAAAUGGUAACUGUUUGCACUGCUUGUUGAUUUCUGAUGUGCAUGCAGCUGGAAAGAACUGACAGGAGCUGCUGAAAAUCUCACUGUAAAGAAGCCUUUUCUAACCCAUCACCUUUUGUUUCCUGAAGUUAAAGUAAUUUUCUUGUUUUCCCUUAACAGUACUUAUGAAUUGUUCCCAAGAACUGCGCUUUUUCUAAGCACUUUUUAAAUAAAAACAAUGUAGCUGUGUUGGAUUUAGUGUAUGUACAGUAUUUCUGUAAAACUGAUCAUAUUGUUGUUUCCAAAUAGUUCUACAGCUGUUUUCUUUGCCUGUUGCUUUAAAUGAAAUUAAAAGAAAAUUGU
Scleropages formosus (Asian bonytongue) is the source of this 1393-nucleotide messenger RNA. Its product is annotated as pituitary tumor-transforming gene 1 protein-interacting protein. NCBI's taxonomy places the organism in Eukaryota, Metazoa, Chordata, Actinopteri, Osteoglossiformes, Osteoglossidae. Gene Ontology annotation, cellular component: cytoplasm; nucleus. The record is from RefSeq and is a predicted model, not a curated record. Gene Ontology annotation, biological process: protein import into nucleus. Bases 132 to 674 code for a protein of 180 amino acids. The transcript is spliced from 7 exons.